AUGUUAUUCAAAAUAUCUCUAUGUUUUCUGUUAAUACUCAUUGUUGGAACGUUUCCUUCUUCCCAAGAUCCAUCUGUAACUUUCCCAACAAAUGAUUCUGCUGAUAAGGUAACAGAUGACACAAAUCCACCGAUUUCUUCAAUAACAAGUUGUAGCUCUACAUUCACGGCACCUGAAGAUUCUUCAAAAACUCCAACAUUUCCUGUAAAGCAAGAGACCCCGAAUAAAUUUUUACUUGGUGGCAUUGGUCUACCUGGUGUUGGUACUCUUCUCCCGGAUGGCCAAACUCCUGCAAAUACCAUAAUGUCUAAAACUACUUGGCCAUCUGUAAUCACUCUAUCAAUAAAUCCUACAAUGCCAAUAACUGCUGUACUUCCAUUAAUACCAACUAAACCAUAUUCCCCAUCUGAUUCUUCUUCCGAACCAGGGACUGUCGUAGUAGUUGUUAAUGGUCCAAAAUCCUCAACUACUAAGCUAGCUGUUAAUACUAUUCAUCCUCAAUCUCCUAAUGAUGAAGGUAUACAAAGCAGUUCUGCUAUGAACA
Messenger RNA from Dentiscutata erythropus, 544 nucleotides. Lineage: Eukaryota; Fungi; Glomeromycota; Glomeromycetes; Diversisporales; Gigasporaceae. The record is from the annotation of a GenBank genome assembly.